Drosophila navojoa is the source of this 1272-nucleotide messenger RNA. RefSeq names its product Odorant receptor 85d (gene Or85d). NCBI's taxonomy places the organism in Eukaryota, Metazoa, Arthropoda, Insecta, Diptera, Drosophilidae. Gene Ontology annotation, cellular component: plasma membrane. Gene Ontology annotation, molecular function: olfactory receptor activity; odorant binding. The record is from RefSeq and is a predicted model, not a curated record. Gene Ontology annotation, biological process: detection of chemical stimulus involved in sensory perception of smell; sensory perception of smell.
UACAGAAAUAAUGUGUAAAUUACGGAAGCGCUCAAAUGGACAAAAGAACGGAAAGACCAAAUCACUGUACAUGUUCUUUCGAUAUGUGGACAUCUUUUAUUUCUCUAUUGGCAUGAAGGCUUACGAUCGAGUCCUUUUUAACGCAAAUACAACAGAUUGGCGCAAAACAAUUUUGAGCUGUUACUUCAUAUUCCAGAUGCUAAAUCUGAACUUGACGCUGUUAUCGGAACUGAUCUAUGUAUUCUUGGCGUUCAGCACUGGCAACAAUUUCCUGGAAGCCACUAUGAAUCUGUCUUUCAUUGGAUUUGUUAUCGUCGGCGAUAUAAAGAUUCAGCACAUCUGGGGCAAGCGUGGGCAUAUCACCAAGGUGGUCCAGCGCUUACAGCUGCUGCAUCCCAUAACAGCUAAUCAACAGUGGGAAUAUAGGUUGAGUGACUACCUGAGGAGCUAUAGAAUCGUUAGCAUCUUCUACUUUGGCAUGCAUAUGGUGCUCAUUUGGACUUACAAUCUCUAUUGGGCUAUCUACUAUUUGGUGUGCGACUUCUGGCUGGGCAAACGACACUUUGAGCGAAUGCUGCCUUACUACUGCUGGACGCCAUGGGAUUGGAAAAGCAAUUGGAGCUACUAUGUCAUGUACGUCUCCCAAAACAUUGCUGCCCAGACCUGCCUCUCAGGCCAGCUGGCGGCGGAUAUGCUCAUGUCUGCCCUAGUCACGCUGCUGAUCAUGCACUUCAAGCACUUAAGCAGACAGAUCGAGCAGCAUGUGGCAGGCGUUCGGCCUGCUGACCAGGAUCUGGGCUUUCUCCAGAGGAGCAUCGUUUACCAUCAGCAGCUACUGUGUCUGAGUCAGGACAUCAGUCGGAUCUUUGGCGUUUCACUCUUUUGCAACUUUGCCAGCUCGUCGUUCAUCAUCUGCUUUGUCAUCUUUCAGAUGACCAUCGGGGGCAACAUAGAUAAUCUGGUCAUGCUGAUCCUCUUUCUGUUCUGUGCCAUGGUGCAGGUCUUCAUGAUCGGUAGUUACGCGCAGCGCUUGAUCAAUUCGAGCGAGCAUAUAGGCCAGGCUGUUUAUAAUCACAAUUGGUACAUGUCUGAUUUGCGCUAUCGUAAGCUAAUGCUACUGAUCAUGCAACGAGCCCAGCGCCCCAGUUACCUAAGGGCUACCAACUUAUUGAACGUAUCCCUGAUUACCGUAACAGACCUGCUGCAGCUGUCAUACAAGUUCUUCGCCCUGCUGCGCACCAUGUACUCCCAGUAGAAGGGAAGUAGGUGGCA